UUCAAAAUAACAAUGAACAAAGAGGACCAGAGAAUGAUGUCGAUGCGUCUGUCCCGGGUGUUGGAGGCUAUCGGGGUCAACAGGUACAUGAUGGACCGAAGGAGGAGGACGUGGCUUGUGAGGGAGACAAUGGCGACAAUAAGUAGUCAAAUAAAAAACAUCAAUUAUAUUACGUACCACAUUGGCAGUCAAACAGAGGGAACUACAACCAAUGGGAUGGAGUCGGACAUCGAUAUACUGAUUUGUCUUAAAAAUGUUCCUGUAAUAUUGGACUGGAGCGAUUGGCAGCAGGGUAGGCCACAUCUUCUCGUAGUAAAGACUGGUGAGACUCCACCCCAGCAUUGCUGCCUACAGAGAUUAGGCCAAGAUCAACCAUUACCAGAGACACAGGUUGUAUUUCCUAGUGAUGUGAUAGACAGUGAAGGAAGAGUUCUGCACACAAACUCUCUGAUAGAGUAUCAAGAACAUCCCAGGAGUCAAGGAAAAGUUAUAGUGCAAAAUGGCCCGUCCAGGAGCUGGGAUAAAUACUAUGAUUUUGUUAUAGCCUAUCAUUGCACCAUGCUUCCUGAUGAGUGUCAGUUCUUGUUUCGCAGACCACGUCCUGGACACUGGCCAAGACCUUGCACACUGGCCAAGGCCAGACGGACAGGGGUGUUCCUGGUGCCGCAAGGAUAUUCCGAUUCUCCUUCCAGACAAUCAAGAUGUCGCUCAACUGCACUCCAUGUUAUUCAAGAUGACCAACACUAUCCACAGUCAAGAAGGGAAUGGAGGUUUUCAACCUCUAUGAUGGAGAGAUUAUUAAUAUUUGACAUGAAUAUUGUGCAGUGCAAGACGUAUGUGUUCAUCAAAAUAUUAAGAAAAACAUUCCUAAAGCCAAUAGUUGGAGACCGUCUUAGCACAUUUCAUAUCAAGACUGCCAUGUUGUUUACUAUUGAGUCAUAUCCACCAGCAAUAUGGAGAAAGGAUAACCUUAUAACGUGUGUGAUCUACUGUCUUACAACGCUGCGCAGAUGGCUUAAGAUCAACUACUGUCCACACUACACCAUUUCAGGGGUGAAUCUUUUUUCUGGAAAAUUGUUUAGAUUCGAGCUCCAAAUUCUCGCAAACGAAAUCUUAAAAAUGAUCAGUGAAAAUUUCAGCUGCAUCCUUCAGAUACAGAUGGACGAUUUAGGCAGAAGGAUGUCGCCAAUUAGUAGACAUUUGCAACUCUGUAAAACCAGAAAUAUGGUACAUACAAAAACAAAUUUGAUUCUAUGUCGAACAUUUAUUGCGAACCUAGAAAGCAUCAUUGAUAGAAUAGUCAAUGGUAAUACAUAUAGUUCUUGCUUGCAGAUCACCAAAAACCUGCUUGGUACCUUUAACAUCAAAACGCCAAUCGAACAAGAAGUAGUUUCUAUCAUAAAACCCUUUUUGUAUGCAAGACUUGCCUCCCUUGAGGCCUCUAAGUGUAUUUAUCUUGGUCAACCAAUAACUGAAAAGACUAGAUACCUGUAUAGUUUAUCGUUUGACUCCGACCUGCUGUCAAGCAGACUAAAGUUUGCCUCCAUGUUGUACUGCAUUGGUCAGUAUGAGACAGCAGCAAACUGCCUGACAGACUACGAGGGCUUGAUUGGGCAUGCAGUGUGGCAUUUAUGUAUGUGUGUGGGACGCUGUCCAAGUAUACCAGGCAACGCAUUCUAUGAUAUCUACUCAAUUUCAUAUACCAAGGACAUGAAGAACACAGUUUUGUGUGUACGCUUUACUCAUCCAGAAAUGUGUUGCAUACCUAAACAUCUUGUGUAUGAACUGUUCAGAACAAUAAGUGAUGUCGACAAACAAGAACGUAAUCCGGAAGAGUUGUAUGAAUGGAUGGACUGUGCUGUGAUUGACUGUGUCCCAUUCCUUUACUACAUGCAAUAUCUCUCUUACAGACAAUUGAACCAGCAAGCAUUGAAAAAUACAGCAUGUCAAAACUUACAUAAAUAUGCAUUUCAGGACAGUAAAGGCUAUGGUCACUACGACACAGUCUUCAAUAUCCUCGGGCACUGCUAUGAACUGGAGAACUGGAUUGAUAAAGCCUGGAUAUGCUACAAAAACUCUCUAAAAAUCUACCCAAGAAACAAUGCUGCCAAGUGGCAUGUGGCUAGACUGUUCUGUAAUGCUGUGAACAAUCGCUAAAUAACUUGAUAGAUAAAGGGUUUAGAAGUUGAAGAGGAAAAUAUCCACUCAAUUCAUCUAGAAGUAUUGAACUGUGUUAAUUGAGCAAUGAUUAUCACUUAGCAUAGUAUGUUUUGUUUUUUUCAAGAAGAAUUGCUAAUAUGUAAUGAUUAAUGUUAUGUACGUUAUUUUGUCUUCUCCUUUUACUUUUCUUUUUGGGGUGGGGUGGGGGCGCU
This is a messenger RNA of Mya arenaria, 2372 nucleotides long. RefSeq lists its product as uncharacterized. The transcript has 2 exons. The record is from RefSeq and is a predicted model, not a curated record. Gene Ontology annotation, molecular function: protein binding. NCBI's taxonomy places the organism in Eukaryota, Metazoa, Mollusca, Bivalvia, Myida, Myidae. The coding region runs from base 13 to 2157 and encodes 714 amino acids.